Molecule: messenger RNA, 6123 nt
Organism: Cynocephalus volans (Philippine flying lemur)
Lineage: Eukaryota; Metazoa; Chordata; Mammalia; Dermoptera; Cynocephalidae
Gene: AGPAT3
Product: 1-acylglycerol-3-phosphate O-acyltransferase 3
Exons: 10
Coding region: 408-1535 (375 amino acids)
Cellular component (GO): endoplasmic reticulum; endomembrane system
Molecular function (GO): 1-acylglycerol-3-phosphate O-acyltransferase activity
Source: RefSeq, a predicted model, not a curated record
GCCCGCCCCCGCGUCCCGCGUGUCCCCGGCCACCCCGCGCGCCGGCGGAACUGUGGGACCGCCGCGCACAGGAAGUGGCGGCGCGGCCGGGGGCGGAGGGCGGGCGGCGGGAUGGGGGCCGGGGGCGGCGGGCGCCGCACUCGCUGAGGCCCGACGCAGGGCCGGGCCGGGCCCAGGGCGGAGGAGCGCCGUGGCGGGAGCGGGGCCGCGGAGGCGACGCUGGGGACCCCGCGCGACGAGCAGGUGGCCGCGGCUGCAGGCCUUUCCAGUUGGAACCCUCAGAGGACAGCUGUUCCCACGGGCCCUGCUGACCUGUGCCUUGGUAAGGUAGGAGGGCGAGCUGCUGGUGCUGAGAGCGGACGGCCGUUCUCAGCGAGGGACCCUGUACCCGCUCCUGAGUGGCGACCAUGGGCCUGCUUGCCUACCUGAAGACGCAGUUCGUGGUGCACCUGCUCAUUGGGUUCAUCUUUGUGGUGAGUGGGCUGGUCAUCAACUUCGCCCAGCUCUGCACACUCGUCCUGUGGCCCAUCAACAAGCAGCUCUACCGCCGCCUCAACUGCCGCCUCGCCUACUCGCUCUGGAGCCAGCUGGUCAUGCUGCUGGAGUGGUGGUCGUGCACCGAGUGCACGCUGUUCACAGACCAGGCUGCGGUGGACCACUUCGGGAAGGAGCACGUGGUCAUCAUCCUCAACCACAACUUCGAGAUCGACUUCCUCUGUGGAUGGACCAUGUGUGAGCGGUUUGGCGUGCUGGGGAGCUCCAAAGUCCUCGCUAAGAAGGAGCUACUGUACGUGCCCCUCAUCGGCUGGACAUGGUACUUCCUAGAGAUCGUAUUCUGCAAACGGAAGUGGGAAGAAGACAGAGACACCGUGGUGCAAGGGCUGAGGCGCCUGUCCGACUACCCCGAGUACAUGUGGUUUCUCCUGUACUGCGAGGGGACGCGCUUCACGGAGACCAAGCACCGCGUCAGCAUGGAGGUGGCUGCCUCCAAGGGGCUGCCCCCCCUCAAGUAUCACCUGCUGCCACGCACCAAAGGCUUCACCACCGCUGUCCAGUGCCUCCGGGGGACAGUCACCGCUGUCUACGAUGUGACACUGAAUUUCAGGGGGAACAAGAACCCAUCUCUGCUGGGGAUCCUCUAUGGGAAGAAGUACGAGGCGGACAUGUGUGUGAGGAGAUUUCCUCUGGAAGAGAUCCCACUGGACGAGAAAGAGGCAGCCCAGUGGCUUCAUAAAUUGUACCAGGAGAAGGAUGCGUUACAGGAGACCUACAACCAGACAGGCACAUUUCCGGGGCAGCAGUUCAAGCCCGCCAGGAGGCCAUGGACCCUCCUGAACUUCCUCUGCUGGGCCACCAUCUUGCUCUCUCCUCUCUUCAGCUUUGCCUUGGGCGUCUUUGCAAGCGGAUCCCCCCUCCUGAUCCUGACGUUCCUGGGGUUUGUGGGAGCAGCUUCCUUUGGAGUCCGCAGACUGAUAGGAGUAACUGAAAUAGAAAAAGGCUCCAGCUAUGGAAACCAAGAAUUUAAGAAGGAAUAAUUAACGGCUGCGACUGAACACACAUAACCUGACGGUGGUAUCCAAUUAACUCAAUUAAAAACAGAACAACACACACAGAGCAGAGGAGAAAAAGACAUUUAGAAACUAUUUUUCUUAUUACCUGGUGACUAAUAUUAACAAAUAAAACUUGAGCCAAGAGUGAAGAACUUGGAAGACCCACUGAAUGGAGAUGGUCAGCCUCCCGCCGGCCCAGGGCCAGCUGUCUCUGAGGGGUCAUUCAUGGCUGGGGGCAGUGGCUCCUGAGCCAGGUGGUCUCCAGGGACAGAUGAAUGGACACCGUGACUCAUGAACUCUGCUUCCAAGAGGGAGCCUCUGGCUGCUUUCUCUUCUUAAACUUAGAUCAAAUUUUUUGGUUUUUUAUCAGUUAUUUUAGGAACUUGACCUGGCCCCUCACCUCCUCCCCUGCAUCCCCAAAAAAUCGUCUCAACGAAUUUUCUGCUGUCCUCUUGGAAACGGACUGACUGGGUCGCGGUCCCCCCACCCCCUCGCUCCCCUGAGAACCUGCUCAUCUGCUAUGCUUGGCUCAGCCUUUGCUUCUAGAUGGGGGUGGGGGACCGUGGAGAAAGUUGUCCAGUGAUAAGCACAUCCUGAAUGUAAGUCAGAGGUUCGCAGCAGAUGCACCUUGUCACUCUGCCAUCCUCUGGGGCUGGCUGAAGCGAAUGCCCCAUUUUAUUUUCUAGAGCAUCGUUUACCCAGUUUCCUACUCAGCCCUGUGUGUAAAUACCUUCACUCUGUUUUUAAAGUAAGCGGCUCCCUGAGAACUCAGUGAAACCUGGGGUUCUUCAUGCCCCAAAUCUCCUCUUCCCUCUCUUCCUCCUUGCGAGGAAGACUCCAUCAUCAGACUCCAGUCCCUCCGUGCUGGAUGCUGGGGAGCGAGGUCACACGGCCACUCCCCAGCAGAUCAGGAGUCCAGAUGGAGGGCUGGGGGCUCGGAGACCUCAGGCAGCAGCCUGCAGGACUCUGUAGAGUGCUUCUUAAGAAGUGGGGUCACCAUCAAACCUCUUUCUGUUCAAGGUAGCUGGAGACUGUGGAUCCUAAGCUUGUUGGUUUUUAGAGAUUUUAUUUUUACUAGUUGAUCCGUUGCCGGUUCUCAACUUUUGGAUGGAAGCGGAGGUGGGGUGUCUCUUCCCCUCCCCUGCCCUUCCAAGCUGUGCCCAUGUCCUGGGGAGGGCCUGCUCUGUCCAGGCAGGUGCCCGGCUCCCCUCCCCAUUGCUGGGCCGGGCUCAUGCCCUAGCAGUGGUCCCUUGGCCCAUGGCCCGAGAGGGAGGUGCUGCUCCCUGUGGCACCUCUAAUGCACGGCCUGGCUGGGACGGGGCGCCGGUGAGGGGCAAGGGGCGGCAGGAAAGUCCCUCCUGCAGCCCAGCCGGAUCAUUACGCUGUACACCACCUGCAUUUAGCUUUUUUCUUAAACUUUCGACUCGCUUUUUAAAGUCGCACUCCCCUCAUCUCUCUUAGCGAGGGAAAAAGCGGGUGUUAUUUCUGAGGAAUGAGUAUUGUAAGCAGCGCUCUGAAUAAGGUGGGUUGAGUUUUCUAGGAAAAAAAUGGAGGAAAGAGGCAUGGAAAAGAUUAUAAACUAAACUGAGCUAAUAUUUAUGCAUUGGCCCUGUGCGAUCUGGGCAGCUUUGCUGAGACAGCACAUGAUCCUUUCUGACGAGGACACUACUGAAUGCUGCAUGGUUACCACGUUGAAGGCAACGGCACUUGUUCACGAGUGACAGUGACCGAACAUGAUUCCUGGAGAGGUUGAAGGGGUAAACGAAACAAAACAUAAACACCCGUUUAAAUGCUUCUGUGUCAGAAGGGUACCCCCCUCUGUCCCAGAGCUCAGCUCCCUCCUGCGCCCCACUGGAUGAGCAGCCGCUGAGACUUACGGUGUCUUUGAGACUUACGGUGUCACCAGCUGCUCACCUCUCUUCACAUGUGUUUAGAGCUGAGUCAGUCACUAAUUCACUAACGCCCAAAAUCUUAGAGUUGAAGGGUACUAUCGUGCACAUACAUGACCUGGAAAAUACUAAUUUAGAUCUUUUGCUAUUUAAUUAGUAGUUCUUGUUUCCCAGAGAAGUUCCCUCCCUUUGAAAUUAAUAUAUAAUGUGUAAGUUCUGUGUUGAGUCACUGCGUGAGCUGUGAAGGAUCCUAGACUGAAGUAGAGAUGGAGACCAGGGAGUAGGUUUUAGCUCGUGAUUUCCCUCUGAUGUAACAAAUUAAGCUCAUGCAUCUAAAUACGGAGUCCUUAGAGAGCAAUAAAAACUGCACCGUGAAUGUUUGGGGUUUUUGGGGGGGUUUUUUGUUUUUUUUUUGGAGUGGGUAGAUUUUGCUUUUCACCCACUUCAGAAGGAAAGGGAGAGGAGAGCUCUAAUUUUCUAAAUUAAAUUAAUAAAUCCCAGAAUUGUGCUUUUCUUUUUUCUUUUUCCUUUACACCCUACUGCUAAGCUUCAUUCAGUACUGAUGUCAUGUCCACACUCAGGCUGAAUGUUCGGGCUGAAGCAGCUUUGCAGCCCUCAGACAGUCCGUGCUGGUUGCGGUUGGGGUGAGGGGACAUUCUAGGCCUGGAGUCGCUGACGCCCACCAUGCUAGGUCCUGGGUCCAGGCUGAGGACAGGGAGAGGUGGCUGGCCCUAUUGCCCAGGAGCUUCCUCCAGAGCCAGACCCCCACUGGAGCUCCACGGGCACCUGGCAGGCCCAGCUCCUAGCAAUAGUCUGCUGGGAUGGCCACAGACCAGCCUGUCUCUGGGCUCAGGCCCAGGCCCAGGGGCCAUGGGAUGUCCUGCCCAUCUUCCCGAGGGCUGCAUGCACUGUCUCAUUGCCUUCCCACGCAUGCAUCCUGGCUGUGCUUGGGGAGUGGAGUCUGGGUUGAGGGCCUACCCCAGAGCCCGCUCACCAGCAGACAUUUCUGAUAUUGUGGCGAGUUGGGUGGAGGGUUGUGGUUCUCUUGGCCCCCUCUGGGGAGUUCCAGAGGCUUGUAUGAUGUCUGUGGCAUUUCAUGGUGCCUUUAUGGAGCUACCAGCACCUAGGGACUUUCUGGCUUUUCUCUUUGAGGUCUUUCUGUUAGCAUUAUAAGCAUGAGCACCCACUAAACGCAAGUGAGCAGACACCAGAGAAAGACUUAGUUGGUCGGCAGGGAAAGCGUUUGGUAGAUUUGAGGACAUGGCAUGUUCCUCCAAAUGAAGGCUUGAGGAGGGUUUGAAAUGACUGCUCACUGAUAAGACUUUUAACCCCGAGAAAGAUAGGAAGCUGGAUGUUGGGAUCUUGGUGGCAGCAUGCUGGAGGCACAGCCCCACGUGAGGUGCUUUGAAGGUCCCAGUCCCCAAAAAGAACAGGGCCUGGUUGAGAUGAGCUCUGAAGAUGUAAACCACUAAAUAAUAACAAAACAGCAAAGUAAGCAGCACUUUCUUAUAGAAAACAAUGCAGACAUCAUUGAUCAACUCUGAAAACCUCCACCUUGUCUGUCCCUGUUUCUCCCCUUCUGUGCACCACGGCAUGAGAACCUUGCCUCACACUAACAUGGUCCCGGUUACUGAGCAUCAAAGCAGAGCUGAAGAGAAAGUAGUGGCUGGACCCGCCACACAUUGCGCAUGUGGUUGGACCAGCCACGCGUUACACUCUCGUGCAACUUGAGAGAUGUCUUGAGGCCUCCUGUGACUACCAAUUUGUGUCAGAUUUGGGGUGAAGAAUAAGUGACUUUUUCUGCAUGUUGCUUUGUCUCUGCCCGAGACACUUAUAGGACAAGCCAAAUAUAACUUUUUCAGCCCUGCGGAUUUUCAUCUGAAUUGUUCACCCCCAUGCAUAAGCCCGUGCUGCGAAUCUCUCACCAACAGCACGCUGCAUGCAGUCCCCGGAAUGUGGCACUCAGUGCUCGACGGUGUGACAUGGCUUCUAACCCUCCUGCAGUGUAGCUGGGCUCAGGGUAAAAUGGCGAGCCUGAAACGCCUGCCUGUCUUCUUUCUGGAAAAAGCAUGUCCCUGGCCCACGUGCCUGCCCCCUUCUCUAGUGAGCCAGCCCCCAGCAAAAGUGAGCCGCUCCAGAGCACCUUGCGCCUGCGCGCAGGACUGGCCACCGCUGACUCGGGCUCUGAUUUUGUCCCAUAACCCUGCUGUCAGGCUUGUCAGGGUGGAUGCAGACAUUAGACUCCAUAGUCUUGCAUAUCACAAAAACACAGGCACAGUUUUGUAUAAAAGAUAUCACACCGUGAUCUGCUUGAUUGAGUGAGAUGGACAAACAUGAAUCAAGUUUUUUUAUGAGCAUUUCCGGCUUAUUAAUUCAGGGGAAGUGAUGGUAUUCUUACCACCCGCUCUGGAAAUAAACUGACAAGAGCACUUUCAGGGAUCCUAGGAAGCUACCAGAGAAGAUGACAUCAGUCAGCAGCAGCACACUCCUUUAAAAUAAUUGAGUUGUUUUAAAAUUUUAGCUUUGUAAUGACAAAUCACCUGGAGCUUUCUUUUCUCAUUAACUUUUCAGUUUCUUAAGCUUUUGCAAAAGUCUUCGGACAGAAGUCGAACUGUGAAUGAGACACUGAAAUGCACUAAAUUGUAUUGAAUUAAACUGGGGUUACUUGACACCAUGAAAAAAUG